GACGUCUGAAAAGAUCAGUUCAAUGACAAUACUAAAGUUAGUAUUCCACAGUUUAUCUGUAAAGUGUCAUUAUCUUUGGUACUGUAUAUUAAAAAGGAAGAGUCAUAAAUCCAUCAUAUUUUUAUAUGAGUAAAUAUUGAAAAAAGAAUGUGAUUAAGACUUAGUUGGUUUACGGCUUCUUCAGUAGCUUAAUUUAUUCUGUAAUAUAAAGUCAUAUUUGUGUAUAAUGGUUCAUGCUUAUUACCAUAAAUAUAGAACAUAUCAGCCUUAUUGCUGCAAAAUAAAUAACGCUCAAAAGACAUGUAGGGAGAUAAUGUUUGUGUUUUUGUGUAUUUAUAUAUGUAUGAGUAGGGUUGACAAUGUAAUCAACAGUCCCUGUCUAUGCUGUAUUCUGAUAAUUCAGAGGUCAAAAGAAGAUCCUAUCGUUUAAAUGAAUUGUAAACUGGGAUAUCUCGGAAUUCAUCUCUCUUUGAAAUGUACUGUGAAUGGUGGAGGAACAAGCAAAUGGCCUUAUGCUAAUUCCUAUAGCUAAGUACCAGUGAUGGACCUCCUUCAAAGUCAUCCUAAUUACCUUUUGUUGCUGGAGGAAAUCCCAACUUUUCAAACAUGAAAUUGUAUAAAAGAUCCUUGGGUCCUGGUUCUGUCAUCUCAGAUCUGCUUAGACUUCAUCAGGGGAAGUUUGAGUCACAAGACUGAGGUCCCAGUUAUGCUGGUAUGCCCUGAAUAUGAGCUUUGGACGUUGGACUAUGAUCUAUAAACUGAAUACUAAAGGAACUCUUUGCAACUACAAAGCUCACCAUCUCUUCAAUCAAUCUGAACCCCAAUGAAUUGAACUCAUGUCUUCUAUUAACUGUGGCUUUGAAACUGGGGAGAGGCACAAGAUUGGGUCAAUCCUGCAGCGACUCUGCUUCUACCCUUGUUUUCUGUCUGCUCCCUCUACCAGCCCCUUUGGUCUCCCUAGGAUUCACCCUACCAUUGCUUUCUCUGGAGCUUCUCAUGAAGUAAAGUCUAUCAUUACAGGUCCUGCUCAUGAGUUGAGAAAGUGGCACAAUCUAACACCGGCAGAUCUUCAUAAUCUCACUGCCCAGUUAAUUGAAACAGAAGUGGAGACACACUUCAGGUCAUAUCUUAUAAAUAUCAGCUGGAGCCUCAGCAUGGAUGCCAGCAUCAAAGAACUCACAGCUACAAAGAUCUGUGUGAUGAGUAAAGGAACUAGAGAACAUUUUGAGUGUGUUCGGUGCAAUUACACAGAGAAGUUUCAAAGUCAAACCAUGCUUGGGAAUAGAAGAUGGCAGUUCCACUACAUUGGAUUCCCUGUAGAACCAGAAAUGUCUUAUUCUGUCAGUGCUUACAACCUUCCCCCAGCAAAUAUAUAUGAGGAUUCUCCAUCAAAAUCCAUCAUGUUAACUUCACCAGGUUGUAAAGAUAAUGUAAUGAAAUACAGCAAAAGUUGCAUAGAAGUGGGAAGUCUGUGGAAUCCAAAUAUAACUGCAUGUAAAACAGAGGCAGAAGUGGAAGUGAAUUUUACAACAAGUAGCCUUGGGACCAAAUAUACCAUACUUCUCUAUGAGUGUGAGAAAUGUGAUGUACCUAUUGAAAAGGAUUUGAUGACAAAGAUCAAUGAAACUAGAACUUCUGUUAGAAUACCAGUGAGUGAUCAAAGCAACAAUAUUUCUGUACAGAUAAUUCCUUAUUUUGCUAAAUGUGAAUAUGAUUGUCGAAGGCACAAAGGAACCCUAACAAUGUGUGUUCAAAACCACAGUAAUGGGACCAUCACAAUUGAUUCAUCUGGAAGAUAUGUGUGUCUCAUCCUUGCUGCUUUAUUUGUAAUUGUGUGUGUGAUUGCUGCUGUAGUAUUUUUCAGGAACUGUGAUACAAAGAAAAUGUUCUUCCAUCAUGCAGAGCUACAACAACCUGUUAAAGUACUGGUUAUAUAUCCAAAAGAAGUGUGUUUUCAGCAUACUGUCCUGGCUUUUGCUGAAUUUCUGCACAAGCACUGUCAAAGUGAUGUUAUUAUCGAUAUGUGGCAAAGAAGGAGAAUUGCUGAACAAGGCCCAGUACAAUGGCUUGCUAUGCAGAAAGAAACUGCAGAUAAGAUAAUUUUCCUCAGUUCAAGCUAUAUCAUUACUGAAUGUGAUAGUGUUUGCUACCAAAGCAUAGACAGCCACAAAGAUAACUCUGAGUGUAUGUUCACUCUUGCAUUUAACCUCUUCUGCAGCGAUAUGAAAAAUAUGUCUUCUCUGCACAAAUACAUGGUGGUUUCUUUCAGUGAAAUAAAUUCACAAGACACUCUCCCAAGUGCUCUGAACACCUGUCCAAAAUAUUGUCUCAUGAAGGACAUUGACAUCUUUCGUAGAGAUCUUUCUAGUUCACAUAAGCAGGCCCAUGGCACAAAUACAAAAUUAGUUUGUGGCUGGAGACCUAGCACCAAAUGUAUACAAACUGAGGAAUACAAUAGACAAGAUCUCAGCAGCAGAAGAAUAUGAUUUUGUAAGGCACUUGAUGGAUUUAAAAUGAGUUUGCUUGGGUGAAAUUAAUUCUGGAUAAAACAUGCUUAACUGAUUUUUGCCCUGAUCCUGCAAUUAAGAGGCUGAAAGUAAAGAGAAACCGAAGCUAUAAAAGUCUACAUAGGAGAGGUAACUACCCAUUCAUCAGUGUAUUGUAAACUCCUUUAUGUAAAUUAGGAAGAAAUAUUUAAAGCUAGUCAUUUAAUUGUAAAGCUAGUUUUUAAAAUUAAGGAAAAGAGUAUACAAUGAAAAGCUAGGUAUGGUCAGUUUGACAUGGAAUUGUCAUUGUUACUAUAUUGUAUUUGGAAAACAAAACAAACUUUUUAAAAAUUAAUGGUCCUAUAGACUUUGGGGCAUGAUUUGGUCUUAUGUUUAAAACACAGUCUAAAAAAGGAGAAAAAUAGGUAAAUUAAAACACGAGGGGAAAAUAUCUCGAAUUACUUUCUGAUGAGAGGAGAAAAAUUACAAUUUUCUAUGUUUCAUAAGAUUAUUUAAAUUUAUCUUGUGCAUAUGGUAGCGGGUUUUCCCUUUAUCUACUUACUGGAUUUAAUUGGACUAAAAUUUAAUGUCCUCCUCUGGACUGUUAAUGCUAUGUUAAUAAUUCUAUACGAUAAAUUUGUGUCUGAAUAAGUUUUGUAGUGUAAAUAAAGGACUUAAUACAUCUAUGUAAUGGUUAUAGCAGUUCUCUUCCUGGAGUUCCUGACGCUCAAAUGCUAAGGAACUUAAGUAUAUUUAAGAAGCAACACUUGUUUCCCACCUGACCGCAAGAAGGAAACAACUGGAUAGGCCAUUAAUACCCAUGUUUGGUUCAUGAAAUCAUCUGCCACAUGUACAAGUCAAGCCCCAUUGAUGAUACUGAUAACCAUGUGGAAUUAUGAAACGUUUAUUGUACAGAACCCAUUUGAAGUCUAUCAAAUCAAAUAUGAUCUCUGUAAAUAUGUACAUUUUCUGUAAUACGGUUCAGCUACCACAUUUUAAAAAAUUAAAUAAUUGUUUUAUACAGUUAGAUUUGUGGACCCUUUUUGUUACAGCAAAACUAGCAACAAUAUUUAACUUGGACAGACAAAGAUACCAGAUUGGGUAUUCGUUGGUUAUGCUUCAAGUACCUUGGGAUGAAAAAAAGUCAGAGACAGACUGUCUUCAGCUGCCUGCAACAAAUAUACAGGAAUAGCACACUGAUAUAGCUCGCUGCUUUUAGUUUAAGAUUGCACCAAUGUUUUAACAUAAAUGCAUUUUCCAAGAGAAUUUU
Molecule: messenger RNA, 3756 nt
Organism: Caretta caretta (loggerhead turtle)
Lineage: Eukaryota; Metazoa; Chordata; Testudines; Cheloniidae
Gene: IL17RB
Product: interleukin 17 receptor B
Molecular function (GO): interleukin-17 receptor activity
Source: RefSeq, a predicted model, not a curated record